Messenger RNA from Lobosporangium transversale, 956 nucleotides. RefSeq names its product SCP2 sterol-binding domain-containing protein. Gene Ontology annotation, cellular component: cytosol. The coding region runs from base 117 to 923 and encodes 268 amino acids. Lineage: Eukaryota; Fungi; Mortierellomycota; Mortierellomycetes; Mortierellales; Mortierellaceae. The record is from RefSeq and is a predicted model, not a curated record. The transcript has a single exon.
GCUCCAUUCAAAAACACGAAACCCAACCCUUGCCAAGCCGUAUCAUCCACCAACAGCCAACAGCUACAACGCAGAUACAAGAAUCAAUCAAUCAAUUACGCAACCACAAACAUAAAAUGUCCACCUAUCAAUCUACAGAGAUUUUUGCUCGCCUUAACGAAGCUCUGGAUGCAUUCUCACCCUCGGAGCGCCAAGAUCUAGUCAAGCAGGUUAACGGUAUCUUUGAGUUCCACAUCAAGAAGGACAAGUCGCCAAAUGCAGAAGUCAAGAUUUGGCAUGCUGAGGUCAAGAACAAAGGUGUCAUCAACGAAGGCCCUGCUCCUAGUACUCCUGACAUUACACUCUUUCUCACAGACGAGGACAUGGUUGCGUUAGCUGUCGGAGAUCUUUCGGGCGCACGUGCUUUCAUCACCGAUAGAAUUGGAUUGAAAGGUCCCAUGAUGAUGGCUAUGAAACUCGAUGUGAUCUUCCGUUCCCUCGGCAUGGGCCCUCCAAAAGGCGCGGAGGGUGAUCUUGGUUACGAUGGAUUUGAAUCCAGCUUCCUUAUUCUUCAGAUAUAUGAGUAUCUCCAGGUGCUAUCGGAUGAGGAGCGCAAGGCCGAGGUGGCCAGGGUCAAGGGUGUCUUCUUAUUUAAUGUUAAGAACAGCAAAGGUGACACGGCUGUUUGGACGAUGGAUAUGAAGAAUGGUAUCGGUCAGAUGAAAAAGGGUAAGAUUGAAGGUCUCAAGCCUGAUAUCGUGCUUGAAAUGAAGGACAAGGACUUUGUUGAUCUCUUUAUGGGCAAGACCAAUGGUCAAAAGGCUUUUAUGACCGGCAAGAUCAAGGUCAAAGGUGCUAUCAUGCUUGCUCUCAAGCUUGACACCAUGAUGAAGGACACACAAGAGAAGAUUGGUUUCUUUGGACAGAAGCAAGCCAAGCUGUAAUAUAUUUUUUAUUUUUAUAUUUUUUUAAACCAG